Molecule: messenger RNA, 696 nt
Organism: Achroia grisella
Lineage: Eukaryota; Metazoa; Arthropoda; Insecta; Lepidoptera; Pyralidae
Exons: 2
Coding region: 1-696 (231 amino acids)
Source: RefSeq, a predicted model, not a curated record
AUGGCUAACAGCAAAGCUCGUGGGCCCGAUGAUAUCCCUGUUGAAUUGUGGAAGAAACUAGGAGGUACCGGUAUAAUGUUCCUGACAAAACUCUUCAACAGAAUUCUCAUUGACGGAAUGCCCGAUGACUGGAGAAGAAGUCUCCUGAUCCCGUUUUAUAAGAACAAGGGUGACAUCAGACUGUGUGGAAACUACAGAGCUAUAAAGCUCAUAUCACACUCCUUCAAAAUAUGGGAAAAAGUCAUUAACAGCAGACUACUCCAGCUUACCAAAGUGACUGAUAAUCAAUGUGGUUUCAUCGCAGGAAGAAUGCCCAUUCGCACCAAGGGCAGAGUAUAUAAAGCGGCAGUGCGUGCGGCCAUGACGUACGGCUCUGAAUGCUGGGCGCUGAAAAAGCACCAAGAGCAGAAACUCAAUGUCGCAGAAAUGAGAAUGCUAAGAUGGGCUGGUGGCAUAACAAUGGUGGAUCACAUCAAAAACAUCCACGUUCGAGGUAGGUUUAAGGUGACUCCCAUACAGGAGAAGAUUUUAGAGAGCCGCCUAAGGUGGUACGGUCAUGUCAUGCGGCGACCAUCAGACCACAUGACAAGAACAGUGCUUGACAUAAGUACCCAGCCCAGAAGACGCGGCAGACCCCGUCUCACAUGGAUGUCCGUUAUUGAGAGGGAUAUAAAAAGCGCCAAAAUAACAUCCUAG